This is a messenger RNA of Dalotia coriaria, 2448 nucleotides long. RefSeq names its product Glycerol kinase 1 (gene Gk1). Lineage: Eukaryota; Metazoa; Arthropoda; Insecta; Coleoptera; Staphylinidae. Gene Ontology annotation, cellular component: mitochondrion. Gene Ontology annotation, molecular function: glycerol kinase activity. Gene Ontology annotation, biological process: phosphorylation; glycerol-3-phosphate biosynthetic process; glycerol metabolic process. The record is from RefSeq and is a predicted model, not a curated record. Bases 89 to 1687 code for a protein of 532 amino acids. The transcript has 4 exons.
AGGUCAAUCAUGUUAGAUAACGCGACAAACAACUUUCACGAGCGCAUAACGCACAUAGACCAUCGACGCCGUCCACAAAAUAACGAAAAUGUUAGGCACUUACUUGCGAAAAAUGAGCGCGACGCGUCGGAGGUCUGUAACGCAGCAGUUGCCCGGAGGGCCACUCGUGGGUGCCAUUGACGAAGGUACCUCCAGUGCGCGGUUCAUCCUCUUCGAGGCGGGCACCACCAAUGUAGUCGCGCAACAUCAAGUCGAGCUGAAAAAAAUAUACCCGCAGGAGGGAUGGGUAGAGCAGGACCCUGUUGUGAUCCUGGAUGCAGUACGCACCUGCAUCGAUCAAACCAUCAAAAAAUUGCACGAUCUCGGACGCAACGUCGAUGAGAUCGCCGCGAUUGGUAUCACUAACCAACGAGAGAGUACCAUCGUGUGGGACCGCACCACCGGCGAACCCUUACACAACUCCAUCGUCUGGCAGGACAUGCGUACCAGUUCGACUGUGGACCAACUCUUGGAUACGGUACCAAACAGAACCAGAAAUCAAAACUACUUGAAACCAUUAUGUGGAUUACCAUUCUCACCGUAUUUCAGCGCGUUGAAGCUGAGAUGGUUGCAGGAUAACGUCCCGAGAGUAGCUAAAGCCAUCAAUGAUGGCAAUUGCCUUUUUGGAAACGUUGACGCGUGGAUUAUUUGGAACCUGACUGGUGGGAAAGAUGGUGGUAUUCACGUGACUGACGUCACAAAUGCAUCAAGAACAAUGUUGAUGAAUAUCGAGACGCUGAAAUGGGACAACAAACUGUUAAACUUUUUCAAAAUUGAGAAGAGUAUCUUACCAGAUAUUAAAUCCAGUGCUGAAGUGUACGGUUUCAUCAAAGGAGGACCCUUGGAUAACAUACCAAUCGCCGGGUGCUUGGGAGAUCAACAAAGCGCAUUGGUCGGCCAGCAAUGUCUCAAAAGUGGACAGGCAAAGGCCACAUACGGUACAGGGUGUUUCUUACUAUAUAAUACCGGCACCGCUCAUGUAGACAGUAAACACGGUCUAUUAACAACAGUAGCGUACCAAUUGGGUCCGAGAGCAAACGCAGUGUACGCUUUGGAGGGAAGUGUUGCCGUGGCGGGUGCUGCAUUAUCCUGGUUGAGGGACAACUUGGAUAUCUUGCCGAAUUUCGGCCGGGCGCAAAGUUUAGCAAAGGAAGCCGAUUUGUUAACAGGAGGCGAGGUGGUUUUCGUACCAGCAUUCAGUGGAUUAUACGCGCCUUAUUGGGAACAGGAUGCUAGAGGGGUAAUAUGUGGUAUUACAAUCGACACAACCACAUCACACAUUGUGAAAGCAGCAUUAGAAGCGGUCUGCUUUCAAACCAGGGAUGUCCUCGACGCAAUGAAUAAAGAUUACGGCACCAAGUUAAAGAAUUUGCAAGUCGACGGUGGCAUGACUGCAAAUUCUUUAUUAAUGCAACUCCAAUCGGAUUUGACAGGUGUUAACAUAGUAAAGCCCAAUAUGGCGGAGAGUACCGCACUGGGGGCAGCAAUGUGUGCUGGAUACGCUGUGAACGUAUGGGAUAUUAAUCCCGAUGAGCCCAUUGAUAUCCCAUUGACAACAUGGACACCACGAUUUGACGAAAAUGAACGCGAUAUUUGCUACAACCGGUGGAAAAUGGGCGUUGAACGCGCAAUGGGGUGGAACUCAUAAACAAGUGAAAGAAUGUUGACACUACUACCAAAUUUCUUAUACUAAGAGACUGUUGAGUAGUUUUAAGUUGUAAAUUAAGGCCUCAAAAAUAAAUUGGUUCAAAGUUAGAAACAUGUUUGUUAUGUGUAAUGGAUUGCGCAAAUAUUUGUCAUGAGUGCGUGUUUGCCCAGUUAUAAUUUAACAAUAAUCAUGCUUAGAUAAGAAUAGAUAAGAUAAGUUAUCUGGGCGUAAACGCACCUGAGUCAGCAUCACACGGAUUGCGUACAGUUCAAGCUAAAAUCUGUGCCAGAAACAAUUUCUACUUUUUGACAAUCGAGUUGCGUAAAAGCAAAAAUGAGGAUAAAUAAAUUCUUCGUGGCUGCCCUGGUCAUAGCCGUGGUGUUGGCUGUACUGAGUCCAGAAGUCGAGGCGCGCCGUAAAAUCCUCAAGGGACGCAAGACCAUCACACGGACAUACUAUUCCGAACCUGCGUUGCCAUCCUGGGCGAUCAUCUUAAUCAUCGCAAUCUGUGAGAUCAUUGCGGGAGGAGUGGUGUUCCUGAUCCUGAGGUGGAAAAUUCUCAAACCUGCGGAAUCCGCCUAUGCCGGCCAAUAUUCGGUGGCACAACAAAGUGAAUUAAACUAAAUUCACCGCAUUCACAAUUUUUAAAUGACAUCUUUAUUAGUUUCCAUUUGUACCACGUAAAUAAAUAAUAUUUUGUAUUUACCGAACGUUCACAUGUACUACACGAAUAAAAUUUAAUUCUUCAUUUAUAGAUUAAA